AUGAAGCUCUCCACCUACUUAGGCUUCAGUGCCUUGGCUCUCCCAUUCGCCAGCUGCAGGCACGCCGGAGGGAGUGGACCAUAUCCAGCCGCCUACUUCGCGGAACCUACUCUCUCCAACCACACCAUUUACCUACCCUCUAGACCGGCCAGAAACGAGUCCCUCCCAGUCCUAAUCUGGGGCGAAGGCGGCUGCGAAAACAACGGCACCAGAUUCGCCAAUUUCCUCACCAACGUAGCAUCAUAUGGCUUCGUCGUUCUCGCCUCCGGGCCACCGGGCGGUGCAAGCGGCAGCACCAGCUGGGGGAUGAUGGCCGACGCCGUCUCCUGGAUAUCCGCACAGGCGGGGGCCGGACGGUAUGCUGCCGUCGAUGCAAGCAGAAUCGCCGUAGCGGGCCAGAGCUGUGGCGGUCUCGAGGCUUACAAGAUGCGAUCUGAUGAUCGGAUUUCUUUCCUGGGACUGUUCAAUUCGGGGUUCCUGGAUGAAGCUCCUGCGUCUGGAGGCGCUGUCGUCAUCCCAGAUGUAGAGAGUCCGGAUACGAUUUCGGAGGUGCAUAAGCCGGCGUUUUAUUUCAUCGGGGGGCCGACGGAUAUUGCGUAUGCUAAUGGCGAGAGGGACUAUCACGCGCUUGAAGGCGUUCCCAAGUGGAUCGGUAACUAUCCGAGUGGCCAUGGGGGCACUUAUGAUCAGGUUGAUGGCGGAGCGUACGGUGUCGCUGCGGUCAAAUGGCUGCAGUGGACGUUGAAAAGGGACUCAGCAGCAGCCAAGUUCUUCACCAAGGGUGGAGCAGACAGUGCGGGCUGGGAAACUGAGAGUUCGGAUCUUCAGGAUCUUUGGUCUUAUAUCCAUUGA
Aspergillus terreus NIH2624 is the source of this 852-nucleotide messenger RNA. Its product is annotated as alpha/beta hydrolase family protein. Lineage: Eukaryota; Fungi; Ascomycota; Eurotiomycetes; Eurotiales; Aspergillaceae. The record is from RefSeq and is a predicted model, not a curated record. The transcript has 3 exons. The coding region runs from base 1 to 852 and encodes 283 amino acids.